AUGAGGACGGACCGGCUACGUGACGCCUUCGGACCGCAAGCGACGCUCUCUCAGGGCGGCUACACGCUGAUUGUUAAAGGAGUUCCUAUCAAGGCACUACAAGACCGAGACAACGAGACCGCGACGAAGGCGAUUGCAGCAGAGAAUAAGGUCGAAGUCAUCCGCCUUAAAGCGCGUAGAGCAAAGGGCGCCGGAGCGACGAAGACGACCCUCAUACUCACAGUAGACGGGGUAAAUGCGGCGAACAAGAUUUGCGAUCAGGGACUGCUUCUUCAGUCCGAACUUUUCAACUCAGAACCCUACGACGACUCGCUUGACCCAAAACAGUGCUUCCGCUGCUACCAGAUGGGUCACCUUGCCCGCUACUGUGAAGCGAAGCCGACGUGUGGACGGUGCGGCACUGACCCGCACCCAGACAACGAGUGCCCGGCCGCCCUAGGCCAAUCUCCCCAUAAGUGUCCCCUUUGCGGCGGCGCACACCCAGCGUGGGACCGCCGCUGCAAUAAGACUAAAGAGCACUGGGAUAGAGCGCGUAAGGCCUACGCCUUUAGAGCGAGGCGGUUCGAAAGCCGCGGCCGCGUCCCGACGCCGCGCCCUCGGCCACCCGAGCUGACGACUCGCUACUGCCGCCCCACCCCAAACGACCUCGACCAGCCUCAGCCGCCCCUCGACCAAGACCGCACGCGUGCGGGGCCAAUCGGCACUCUCGGCUUCUACGCCCCGCACGCCGCCGACGUCAUUGCAAUCCAAGAGCCGGCUAAGAACGCUAAGACUGGCCAUCCAAUAUGCCCGAGCAGGAGCAGCUACCGUCUUGUCUUUACUGCCGGCCGCGCGGCGCUUUAUGUCCACAAACGGGGGCACGACAUCGGGUCGUGGACCAGCGACGGAGGCGUCGACUGGUGCAGCGUCACCUUCACUAAGCCCAACACCACAAUCUUCUCCGUCUAUUCCCCGAUCUAUGUUAGGGAGCCUAAACAGAGCCCGCUUCCCGCUCUCGCAUCGAGCACGCCGUGCUGUAGAGCCGCCUUCGUCGGAGACUUCAACAUCCACCACCCGCUCUGGGACAUCCAUAACCGAACGUCGGACAACUGCGACGACAUACUAGAGCUGGCGAGCCGAUGGAAUCUUGCGCUCGCCACGCCCGAAGGCGAAAUCACUCGUCUUGGUGGGCCGGAACACAUCCCGCAACUCCUACAACUUGACGUUGGACCGCCUCCGCCCCGCUUACGGCUCCGAGGACUUCCAAUAAACUGGCGCCUACUUGAACCCAAACGUGCCCGCGCGGAGGCGACGACGCGUUUCAGGCCCUCGAUCGCCCCUUCCGCACCGCAAUCCCCUGAAGAAAUUGACGAUUAUGCCGACUGGCUGGUCAACCAACUGACAGAAAUCGCCUAUCGCGCUGCGCCCAAGGUCCGCGAUCGAGCUGAUGGAGGCAGGGAAGAGUGGUGGACCCGCGAUGUUGAAAACGCCACCCAGGCGGCUAAGCAGGCCGAGAGGCUCUACUUAAGAACCAGGAACCCGGCCCACUGGGAAGCGCGACGCGACGCCACGAAAGGCAUCUGGGCCUUGGAGCGAUGGGCCAGACUUAGAAGCACCCAACCACCUGCACCAUUACGCCUCCCCGACCUCUCACGAGUAGAAGGCGACCCAACCCCAGUUCGCACGCGCGCCGACAAAACCAGAGUGUUGACCGAAAGAUUCUUCCCGACACCCUCGGCCGCCCAUCCCGACGCUACCGGGGGCCCCGCCCGCGAGCCGGUUACGAUCAGCAACCACUUCUCCCUCGUGGAGGUCGAGCAAGUCAUCAAACGGACGGCACCAUGGAAGGCGGCGGGGGAAGAUGCUGCGCUCUCGGGUAUUUCCCAGAGCGCUUUCGCCGCGCAGACGUGGCAGCUGGCGCCCAAUCUCCCUCCUCAGCACGGUGGGCAAGAUAAUAGAGGCGACGAUCGCACGGCGGCUCGCCGAUACUGCGGAGACGCAUCUACUGCUCCCCGAGGGACAGAUGGGCAAUCGGCCUAG
Hirsutella rhossiliensis is the source of this 2019-nucleotide messenger RNA. RefSeq lists its product as uncharacterized. Gene Ontology annotation, molecular function: nucleic acid binding; zinc ion binding. NCBI's taxonomy places the organism in Eukaryota, Fungi, Ascomycota, Sordariomycetes, Hypocreales, Ophiocordycipitaceae. The transcript is spliced from 6 exons. The coding region runs from base 1 to 2019 and encodes 672 amino acids. The record is from RefSeq and is a predicted model, not a curated record.